CACAACAAAGUGCUUGAGGGGAGAGAACUCCCCCCGAGCGGAGUCUGUCCUUCUGAGUGGAGGGGCUGCAGCCAUGGUUCCUCAGUCUGGAGACAGGCAGAGACGAGAGGGGUCAAAGAGGGCAAACACGGCUGUAACCGUGCAGGUUGACCACAGUUAACGUGACGCAGUGACAACAUCCGAUCAGGACAGAGGGGCGGAGACAGAAUUUGUGGAAGCAUGAUGUGGGAUGGAUAAACAACAACAAAACUCUACUAUGGCUUCCAAUGACCCUGACCUUCCUGACCUCUCUGGUGACCCCCAGCCUGGUGACCUCAUUGAGAUCUUCCGACCAGCCUAUCAGCACUGGGCUCUCUACCUGGGAGACGGUUACAUCAUCAACCUGACUCCUGUUGACGAGAGCCAGGCAGCCGCCAUGUCCAGUGUGAAGUCCGUCUUCAGCAGGAAGGCAGUGGUGCGCAUGCAGCUGCUGAAGGAGGUGGUGGGAAGCGACUCGUACCGGGUCAACAACAAGUACGACCACAACCACACACCCCUGCCCAUCUCCGAAAUCAUCCAGCGAGCGCAAGUCCUCAUUGGCCAGGAAGUGUCCUACGACCUGCUGGGGAGCAACUGCGAGCACUUUGUGACCCUCCUGCGUUACGGGGAGGGGGUGUCCGAGCAGGCUACACGGGCCAUUGGGGCCAUCAGUUUGGUGACGGCAGCAGCCAGUGCCUUCUCUGUCCUGGGACUCAUCAACACACGAUCCAGAAACAGACCCUUCUGACAGAGGUGUCCUUCACUGAAGGGUCUUGUCCCCCAACAUUCAUGCGGCUGUGAUUUAAAAAAAAUUGAA
This is a messenger RNA of Hippoglossus stenolepis (Pacific halibut), 835 nucleotides long. It is a transcript of the gene plaat1, whose product is annotated as phospholipase A and acyltransferase 1. Gene Ontology annotation, biological process: N-acylphosphatidylethanolamine metabolic process. The transcript is spliced from 6 exons. Gene Ontology annotation, cellular component: cytoplasm. Gene Ontology annotation, molecular function: A2-type glycerophospholipase activity; glycerophospholipid phospholipase A1 activity. Bases 230 to 766 code for a protein of 178 amino acids. NCBI's taxonomy places the organism in Eukaryota, Metazoa, Chordata, Actinopteri, Pleuronectiformes, Pleuronectidae. The record is from RefSeq and is a predicted model, not a curated record.